AUGCAAUUUUUUUUAUUGCUACUAAUUAUUUCAAACUGCUAUAUCUAUUUAAUACAUGCGAAAUCAUUCAAAUCUGACUUGAUUACUAAUUUACCUGGAUUGACUUUUGACCCUGGUUUUAAACAGUUAUUAGAAGCAGAAAAUAAUCCUUCUGAAGCUCCGCUGUUACUUUGGCUAAAUGGAGGACCAGGUUGUAGCUCACUGGGAGGUCUUUUCACUGAAUUAGGCCCGUUUCGAGUGAAUCAAGACGGAGAGACAUUGUUUGAAAAUAUUUACACUUGGAAUAAGGGGGCGAAUGUAUUAUACUUUGAAUCACCAUAUGGUACAGCCAUAGAUAAUGCUGAUGCUUUGGAAGUAUUUUUUGGCCGUUAUCCGGAAUAUCUCGGACGACCAUUUUUUAUUACGGGGGAAUCUUAUGCCGGCGUUUAUUUGCCUACUUUGGCAAAUAUACUAAUUGAUCGCAUUAUUGAUGGAACACUUGUUGGGGUUAAUUUUGUUGGCAUGGCUAUAGGAAAUGGUAUUUUAAGUCGAAGUGAUCAAUUUAACUCGCUGAUCAAUUUAUUCCACUUCAGAGGUUUUCUUGGUGUUGGGGAAUUCAAUUCAUUAAGUACAUGUUGUGAGAAAAUAGGAACUGGCCAUAAGCCACUUCCAUACUGUAAUUUUUCUGAAUUUUUGGAUUGGUCAACGAGAACUCCCAAAAAGUUUAAUGAUACCAUUUUGGAUCAGUGUGCUACUGUUAUUUAUGGAUAUUACGAAUUUGCUGAUAUUGGCCAAAAGAGAGUAUUAUUGGAAUUUUAUUACAGCCUUGAUCCGUACAAUACUUAUCAAGAUUGCUAUUUGGAUGAGGUAGAAGGUUCUACGGAAAAAAAUCGAACUUUUGGCAAGAUAAAAAGGAAAACA
Molecule: messenger RNA, 900 nt
Organism: Thelazia callipaeda (thelaziosis nematode)
Lineage: Eukaryota; Metazoa; Nematoda; Chromadorea; Rhabditida; Thelaziidae
Source: the annotation of a GenBank genome assembly